AUGGUUUUCAAAGACUUUUUGACCACUGUGAAAUCAACGGUCUCUUCCUUGUUGUUAGAACCGGUCCCCACAAACCAGACUGAACAACAACCAGACACUAACAUAUUCGAGUCCUCUUUGAACCCAUAUCAAUACCCGAUGGAAUUAAAACGAACACCUGUUAAGGAACGUGAUGUACACUUUGACGAUUUCAGUAGUACCCGACUUCCUUCCUCCGGAUUAAUUCCUCUAUCAAACAAGAGAAAAUUUAUUCCGACAUCAUCUGGUGUAGUUCCUGGAAACGUACCUUCCAAUAACGCCAUUUACCUGAAAAACGGUCCAUACAAGACCAUCAAAGCCGAACCAAACUACCAGACUGUGUUCACGAUUCCCAUAAAACCGGAAGAACAAGGAAGCAGCUCAAAAGUCUGUUUUGAAUAUGAUUUCAAUUCAAUUAAAGAGUUGAAAGUUAGUAACCUACCGACUAACCGAGAAUCAACGGAUGGCCCAAAAAUGAUAACCGAAUUCAAGACGAAAAUUUUUCCGGAACGUUGUCACAAUCAAGUUCCGACAACCAACAACAUGCAAGAGGCAACCGACCGGACCCGCAUAGUAACCCAACCUACUAUGUGGAAAUCGAAACGUGCCUCAUCCUUAUUACCUGACAGUACUGAGUCUAUGGUUAAAAAUACCGAAAUCACGACGGUCGAUGAUUUACCGGAGAUAACGAAAAUCGCACAAGAGUAUUUGCUAGAUUUAAAAAACGACAACCAGAAUCACAAAAACGAGAUUGGAGUAUGUCAGAAUGUCAGCGCCAGACUACACGGUGUUGAAGAGAUGGCACAGGAGGUGGAAUCUAUGAAGGAAACUCUCGACGAGUGCAAAUUGGAUAGUCGGAAAUGUCAGCUACCCAAUCCAGAAAAACCGGAUGAUUACGAUGAAUGUUUAAAGCAACUUAGAUACGAGAAUUCUCACCUGAAAAACGAUCUCGAGAUGAAAGCUGCUUUGCUGGAUUCCCAAGCGGAGCAUAUACACGAGCUGUUGACUACGGAAAACCAAAUGCACAAGAAAUAUCGUAAUAUGUCUGAAAUGAAAACUGAAUUAACUACCCGGAAUGCGGAACUGGAAAGAGACAAAUCUUUGCUAGAGUUGAAGAAUGCCGACCUGAAGAAGAACCUAAUGCGAAUGGAGCGAAAGAAUCGAAAGAAUCAAGAUCUUUGGGACACCCGAGAGAAUGUUUUGCAAUCGGUGCAAAAAGCGGAAAAGUUGACUAACGACCAAGUGGAGACUCAACCGGAAGCUCAGUCACAAGAGAAACUGCUGGAUCUAGAACAACAAAAGCAACUCGUAUACGACAAUUCAAACCUGAAAACCGAACUCGAGACGUCAGCUCGUAAGUUGAGUUUGCAAUCGGAAGAAAUUAAAAACCUGACGGCUAGAACAAACGAACUGACCAACAGGUUGGAGGAAACAUCAUUGAAAAAUGAUGAGCUGAUUCGUGAGUUGGUUAUUUCACGGAACAUGGCUUCGGCGAUUACCGAUGGCUUCCACCAGAUUGAAUCAAAAUUGAAAAAGGAGAUUAACGACUUAAAAGAUCAGUUGAACUCAAAGCAGAAAAUCUUGGAGGAAAAAGACGUGAUUUUGGAGUCUACCCUGCAGGACAAAAAGGUUGCUGCCCAAAAAGACGAAGAGAUGCACCAAUCACAGCUCGAACUUCAACUAGCCCAUCAGAAAAAUCUAAACGAUCAGUUAGAAAAUCAAUUAACCGAAUUGAAAAGAACAAUGAAACAGAUAACGGCGGAACGGGGGAAAUUUCGUUUUCUUUACGAGGACGCUACUGAAUUGUCCGCUGAACAAGCCCGGAAAUUGGCCGAGCAAACCAGACAACAAGCUGCUGAUAAUGGUCUCCUUCUUUCGGAAAAAACUCAACUAGAAAAAGAGUUGGCUGCAUCCCUGUCUGAAAUCGACGAGCUCAAGAAAGAGAAAUCCGUUUUGCUCUGCAAUGCCUCAACGGCCACCGAAUCUCGGCUUCGAAACGAAAUCGUCAAUUUAAAAUCUAAAAUAGAAGAUCAGAAUGAGACCCUGUCCUCAAACACGUCGGAGCUGGAACGAAUUAAACUCGACGACAGUUUCCUAUACAUAAGCUUGGAAUCUACCAAAGCAAUGCUCGCAAAAAAGGAGACUGAAAACGAGGAUUUAAAUAUCCGGAAUUCGGACCUGAAAAGCGAAAAAUCUUUGCUAGAAGUAUAUAAUAAAAACCUGAAGAAGGAGGCUGAAGAUUCAUGGAGAAAACUAGAGCGAAUGGAGCGAGAAAAUCGAGAUCUUCUGAACGCCCGAGAUGAGGUUUUGCAAUCGGCCCAAAAGGCGGAAAAGUUGGCUAAAGACCAAGUAGAAGCACUAUCGGAAGCUCUGGCUGCACUGCAAGAAGCACUUGAAUGUACUUUGGACGCAGCUGCAGCGACGAAAGCAGAACGAAAAUCGAUGAACUCUGGUGCGACUAAAACCGAAGGAGAAAUCCCGAAAAAGAGAAAUUGGAUUAAAAAACUGAUUGCCAAGAGUAAAAGCAGCAAAAGUCGACAGAAUGAAGAUGGAUACGCGGAUUUCCUGGAAACGACAGGGCAAAAGAUGGUGCAAAGGGCCAAAAGUCUGCAAGAGCAUGCGAACAACAUCAAAGCAGAAGGCAAAGCGCUAAAGAAGAAAGCUAAACUAAUUCAAAAAUAA
Daphnia pulicaria is the source of this 2700-nucleotide messenger RNA. Its product is annotated as centrosomal protein of 128 kDa-like. The record is from RefSeq and is a predicted model, not a curated record. The coding region runs from base 1 to 2700 and encodes 899 amino acids. Lineage: Eukaryota; Metazoa; Arthropoda; Branchiopoda; Diplostraca; Daphniidae. The transcript has a single exon.